GGCGCGGCCGUCCGCCGCGAGCCCGCCACCGACGAGCCGCCGCUGGCCUCCGGGGACGCGUCGACCUCCACGAACUUAUCCAUCGAGCUGGACCGGUCCCGCGUCUCCGGCUCAGAGAUAAAUACUUUCUUGGAAGAUCCAGAAUUUGCUGAUAUUGUAUUGAGAGCAGAGCAAGCAAUAGAAAAUGGAAUUUUCCCAGAAAGAAUCUCUCAAGGGUCAAGUGGAAGUUACUUUGUGAAGGAUUCUAAAAGGCAUAUUAUUGGUGUGUUUAAACCCAAAUCAGAAGAACCUUACGGCCAGCUGAACCCAAAGUGGACCAAGUAUGUCCAUAAGGUUUGCUGUCCCUGCUGCUUUGGCAGAGGCUGCCUGCUUCCUAACCAGGGGUACCUCUCUGAAGCUGGUGCCUACCUGGUAGAUGUAAAGCUUCAGCUGGGCAUUGUACCUAAAACGAAGGUGGUUUGGCUUGUCAGUGAGACAUUUAACUACAGUGCAAUUGACCGUGCAAAAUCAAGAGGCAAAAAGUAUGCCUUAGAGAUAGUGCCAAAAGUAGGUAGAAAGUUUCAUCGAAUAGGACUUCCUCCUAAGAUUGGUUCCUUUCAGCUGUUUGUGGAAGAUUACAAGGAGGCUGAGUAUUGGCUUAGGAAGUUUGAAGCUGAGCCUCUGCCUGAAAACAUUAGAAAGCAAUUUCAGUCACAGUUUGAAAGAUUAGUGAUUUUGGAUUACAUCAUCAGAAAUACAGACAGAGGAAAUGAUAAUUGGCUAAUCAAAUAUGAAAAGUCAAAGAAAAUUAAAAGUAAGGACUCAAACUGGAUUGAUGAUAAAGAAUUGCUUAUUAAAAUAGCUGCAAUUGAUAAUGGGCUAGCAUUUCCCUUUAAACAUCCUGAUGAAUGGAGAGCAUACCCGUUUCACUGGGCUUGGCUUCCUCAAGCCAAAGUUCCUUUUUCUGAAGAAACCCGAAACUUGAUUCUACCCUAUAUCUCUGACAUGAACUUUGUACAAGAUUUGUGUGAAGAUCUUUAUGAACUCUUCAAGACUGACAAAGGAUUUGACAGAGCUGCUUUUGAAAGUCAGAUGUCUGUGAUGAGAGGCCAGAUCUUAAAUCUCACUCAGGCACUGAGAGGUGGCAAGAGUCCGGUGCAGCUGGUGCAGAUGCCGUGCGUGAUCGUGGAGUGCAGUAAGACUGGCGGCCAGGGACGGGUUGUACACCUCGGCAGUUCCUUCACCCAGACGGUCCACUGCAGGAAGCCAUUCUUCUCAUCAUGGUAGCAGAUGUAAGGGGAACAGUUGUGUGGUGUUACUGUGCUGAUAAAAUAUUACACUGAUGUAAAUCUGCUGCUGAGAGCACUAGUUGCCAAAACCUCAAAUAAUUCGUCUUUAAAUAUAUACAAAAUAAUACUAUACUUUGAAUGUAAUCUAAAGUUUACGAUUUUUUGUCCAAAUAUUAAAUUUCUAUUUCAGGGAAGAAGUGAUAUAUCUCCUAUAUUGUAUUUUUAUAGAAAAAUGUAUUUUGUUUUUAUUACUUUAAAAAGUAAUUUUGUGGUUUACACAUGCUAGCAUGACUAUAAUUGGUUCAUAGAAUUCCAAUUAGAAGAGAAAGAUAGUACCGUAACAUAUUAUAUACUUUUUAAGUAUGAGAAGACUCUUCUUCCAUUCAUUCCAAAAGGUCUUUGAGGGUGGCCAAGCUGGAAACUGCUCUUGUAGACUCUUAACAGAGCAGUCAGUAGGGACGCAGUAAGAAUGAAGCUUCAUUUGAAAGCUGCUGUUUUAAAACUGGAGUACGUGCCCAAAGGUGGCCAUUGCUGGGCCCUGACAGACAGGCGGCCGUAUUAUUCUUGUACUUUGAUAUAUUUGCUAGUGAACUAUUCUGUCGUAGUGAGGGAGAAAAAUCUAAGGACAUCUCCCCUCCUUUUUAAAAAAGGAGAUAACUGAGAGUUAAAUGAAAUAAUGUGAAAUUAAGGUAGAUCUCUAGUAUUUUAAAAUUACAACAUUGCCUUUAAAAAAUUCCCUUUUUUUUCUCAUAUGGGAUCAAAUAAUUGAAAAGUAGUACUUCAGAAUACUAUCUUAAUCAGUUUAGUACUUCAGUUAGUGUUGAACAUCCCUGCAAAGUAAACCAUACCCUGAAGUGUAUACUGAAUUUCAAUUGGGGGCCAGGGUCAGAAAGCCUUGGCAACAGUAGACUCAUCUGAAUUAGAAAGGAAGGUAACUCGGACCAUUCACACUGAUUUAAACCUUUGUUCUUCAUUGCAUCUUGAGCAUCUGUGUGCUCUUUGGAUUUUGUUUAGUCACCAAGGCAUGUACCUGGAAAUGAGCCCAAAAGGAAAACGUGACUACAGAAAAGAAAGCAUUGGUGUCUUGCUUCAGGCUCAAAACCUUUCAUUUGUAAAUUGAUUGUCUUAGGAUUUUUAAUGAGCUAUUCUUGUAUGAAAAGUGUAUCUAGGUGGUUAAAUUAGCAAAUUCAGAGUCCUCUUCACAUCUUUAGUCUCGGGAAGUGAUGAGUGAGCGCACCACUGCCCGAGUGGUCAGUUGGAAGCCUGUGUCCUCCUACCUCUUCCGACCUUCCAUUAGCUCAGGUUUGAGGUAAUGGAAACUUGAGUGGAAUAUCAAAUUAGGGCACCACCUGUUAGUCAUUAAAAUGUGCCUUUCUAAGAUGUCGUGUGCAAGACAUGGCAUAGUUGCCUGUGCUGUGGUAUGGCUUUCACAAAAUGAUUUUUUUUUCAGUUUUUUUUCAGUUUUGAGAAUUGCUAUAUUAAUUUUUAUAACAAAGAACUUAGUAAAUUGCUACUGUUUUAUAGUCUAAAAUUAAUAGUUCAACAAUAUUUUUAAAUGUCUGACCAUGUUAGAAGUGUCGAGAUAUUUAAAGAUUACAAGUGAAAGUAGUUAGGCUGUGUUUUGUAAACAUUCAUGAACUUAAUUGUUAUUUAAAUAUGGGAUUUUUUAAAUGAGUAUAUUUAUAUUGUCAAAUAUGAUAAGCAAAAGGAAUAAAAAUCAUUGUCUUGAGGCUA
Molecule: messenger RNA, 3002 nt
Organism: Myodes glareolus (Bank vole)
Lineage: Eukaryota; Metazoa; Chordata; Mammalia; Rodentia; Cricetidae
Gene: Pi4k2b
Product: phosphatidylinositol 4-kinase type 2 beta
Biological process (GO): Golgi organization; endosome organization; phosphatidylinositol phosphate biosynthetic process
Cellular component (GO): plasma membrane; lysosomal membrane; endosome
Molecular function (GO): 1-phosphatidylinositol 4-kinase activity
Source: RefSeq, a predicted model, not a curated record